Molecule: messenger RNA, 1233 nt
Organism: Aspergillus vadensis CBS 113365
Lineage: Eukaryota; Fungi; Ascomycota; Eurotiomycetes; Eurotiales; Aspergillaceae
Product: agmatinase
Exons: 5
Coding region: 1-1233 (410 amino acids)
Molecular function (GO): agmatinase activity; metal ion binding
Source: RefSeq, a predicted model, not a curated record
AUGCGUUACUCUCUGUGGUGCUCCAUUUUUGGGGGUCUUGUUGGAGGCGCCUCCGCCACCCAAGCAUCUCCAGCUCACAUGCAGGAGCUUAAGGAACGCUGGGGUGAAGAUUGGGCAUUUUCAGGCAUUACUACUUUUGGCCACUUGGAGCAUGUCCAUUGUCUCACCAAUCCGGACACGCCAUUUGACAUAGGGAUCAUUGGCACGCCGUUCGACACGGCCGUGAGCUAUCGACCCGGUGCGCGUAUGGGCCCGCGUGCCAUUCGUACCGCCUCUGCUCGCCAUAUCCCAUCGCGCGCCUUUCAUGCCGCAGCUCAAAUCAACCCGUAUCAGUCAUGGGCUCGCGUGCUAGAUUGUGGUGAUAUCCCCGUCACUCCAUUUGACAACGCCGUCGCCGUCCAUCAAAUGACCGAGGCCUACCGGGAGCUGGGCUCUCGGAGGACAACCACCGGGACGGGCAAGCCCAAGCUCAUCACCCUCGGUGGAGAUCAUCUCGUGGCGCUUCCCGCCCUCCGAGCUCUUCGCGAACAGUACGGCGAGCCCGUGGCUCUCUUGCAUUUCGAUUCCCACCUUGACUCGCUGCAUCCCGAUCGGUACCCUUCAGCUUGGACUUCCAUGCAAUCUCAGUUUAACCACGGCUCUGUCUUCUGGAAUGCCAUGAAGGAGGGCCUAAUUUCGAACUCCUCAUCUCUACAUGCCGGUAUCAACACCCGUUUGAGUGGGAAUUCCUUUCAGGACCUAGAAGACGACGACAAGCAGGGUUUCCUGCGCAUUGCCGCCGAUGAGGUUGACACGAUUGGCGCGGCUGGCAUCGUCGAUCGCAUUCAUCAGCAUAUCCCGAAGGAUCAGCCAGUCUACAUGAGCAUUGACAUCGAUGUGUUGGAUCCCGCGUUUGCCCCGGGAACGGGAGCCCCUGAACCGGGUGGUUGGACCACGCGCGAGAUGAUCAAAAUCUUGCGCGGUGUUAUGGAUCUCAACAUUGUCGGAGCUGAUAUCGUUGAGGUGGCCCCGGCCUACGACACUCCAGGGGGUGAAACCGCAUAUUUGGCGGCAAAUUUGGCGUACGAACUGGUCACUGGCAUGGUGGCCCGAGAACAGAAGUCCCGGGCGCCGGCGGGCGGGCAACAAGUGCCGGUAGGGAUGAUGCAAGAGCCCAACGAAUACGAGGUGUGCUACCGCCUCAAUCCCGGCGCUGAAAACGUCCUCAAUGGACUGUUGAAGCAAAUCAGCUAG